Molecule: messenger RNA, 2438 nt
Organism: Nasonia vitripennis (jewel wasp)
Lineage: Eukaryota; Metazoa; Arthropoda; Insecta; Hymenoptera; Pteromalidae
Product: apyrase
Exons: 11
Coding region: 588-2210 (540 amino acids)
Biological process (GO): AMP catabolic process
Cellular component (GO): plasma membrane
Molecular function (GO): 5'-nucleotidase activity
Source: RefSeq, a predicted model, not a curated record
CGUGGCCUCUGUUUACGAGUGAAUGACCGGUCAGCAGUGUACGCUUGAGCGUUGAAUGCUCAGAAGCGUUAUUUCAUAUGUGUGUAUGAAAAACCUUCCGAUUUGCUGUUUAUAAGUGAUAUUAAGCUUUCUUAAGUAGCUCAUUGUUUGUGUUUGAAUUGUGAUUAUACGUUAUCCUGUUGCUGUUUUUUUUUUGGCAAGGGCAAAUUAUUCAAAGAGGCAUAAUUUUUAGGGUUUUCAUCGAGGCACGUCAGACGGAUCAUUUUGUAGUGUUUCCCGAGAAAGAUUUUGACGGCUAGGUCUUAGUUGUAUUGUACAUAUAAUAAACUUAUAAACCGAGUACGAUAGCUAGUAUUAUUGGUUUGUAAGUGAUCUAUGCUGUUGGAAGAUAAUAAAACUGUUUCGAUCAGUUUAUCUAGUAUUCAGUUAAUCUUAUCUAUACAUGUUAUCAUCUUAAUUCUGAGUCGUAACUUAAAAUUUACAGUGCAGUUUUGAUUUCGAUUUAUGUGAAAUCUAUAAUUUUUAAUCAUUUGUUUUAUUUGGGUAGUCUUGUCUCUCGGUAGGAGACAAGCUGUUGGUACGAGAAGAUGGACACGAUAAGUAAAUUGAGCUUGAUAGCAUUGACAUGUUUGGUUUACGCUUCUAUCUGCAAUUCGUUGCCAUUGAAUGAAGCUAGUAGAGCCUUUGAACUCUCGAUAAUUCAUUUUAGCGAUUUCCAUGCGAGAUUCCUUCCAGUUUCUCCCUCCGGCGGUCUUUGCUAUGAACAUGAGAAAUGCGUCGGUGGCAUUGCAAGAGUAGUGAGUAUAGUUAAUCGUCUCAAGCAGAUUCGACCAAACGCAAUAUUUCUAAACGCCGGAGACUGUUUCCAAGGGACUCUGUACUACGAUGUCCAUCGCGGCAAUAUCACUGCUUAUUUUAUGAAUAAAUUGCCGCACGAUGCAAUCACCAUAGGAAAUCAUGACUUUGAUGACGAGAUACCAGGUUUAGCUUCGUACGUGAAACAGCUGCAAGCUCCAGUUGUGGUCACCAAUAUUGAUCAGAGCGACGAGCCUUCAUUAAGGAAUCUAUACACUAAUAGUACAAUAAUUCGAAAAGGCGACAAAGAUAUCGGUAUCAUCGGCGUUAUUUUCUCCGAAACUGAUAAAAUAUCAUCGUACACUGGAAAGCUCAAAUUCUUGAACGAAGUCGAAACCAUAAACUUGGAAGCCAAGAAACUGAAAGCUAAAGGUGUCAACAUUAUCAUCGUCUUGAGCCACUGUGGGAUUGAUCACGAUAAAAUCAUAGCUUACAAUUGUCCUGACGUGGAUGUAAUCGUCGGUGGACAUUCCCACAUUUUACUUUACAAUGGUGUAGCACCGUCAAAUGAUAUCGUUUACGAUAAGUAUCCAAUAGUGGUAUCUCAGAAAGGCAGCAACAGAAAAGUUCUGAUUGUGCAUGCAAGUGCAUUCACAAAGUACAUGGGUGAUAUCAGAAUCGUUUUUGACCAUAAUGACGAAGUAGCAUAUUGGAAGGGAAAUCCAAUUUAUUUGGACAAAUAUAUCAAACAAGAUCAAUCGAUUAUCAACGAACUACAACCGUGGUCGGUGGCGGUUGACAAAAUUGGUAAAAGACUCAUCGGAAAAACUGGGGUAUUUUUAAAUGGCAGUUGCCUCUCGGGUGAAUGUAAUCUAGCUAAUUUAAUUACGGAUGCCUAUGUUGACAUGUACGCCGCUAAAUCGACAAUCGCUUUGACUGCUGCCAUUAGUAUACAGAAUAGCAUUCCUGUUGGUCGGAUUUUAUAUGAAGAUCUAUACAUGACAUUGCCUUAUAAUAACACUUGGGAUUUGAUCGAACUCCAAGGAAAGGAUCUGCUACAGGUACUCGAAAACAACGUAGUUGUUAACUUAAGCAGUUCAAGUUUUAGAAACCAAAAAUUGCUACAAUGGUCUGGUCUAAAGGUCACGUAUAAUCUGAGCAGUCCACUCUCGAAGAUCGUCAGCGCUAAAGCUAGAUGCUUCGAGUCCAAAGACAAUUUUGAAGAUAUAGAUGCCAACAAGUGGUACCGUAUCGUCGUCGAUUCGUAUCUAGUAACAGAUACUUUUGAAAUCAUUAAAGAAAAACACCGAAACCAUGUACCUGGGCGCACCUACGGCGCCGAUAAUCUGAGUAAUUACGUUGAGAAAAUUAAGACCGUCGACAUAAAAACCGAAGGAAGGAUGAUCUUCGUUUAAUCAUAUGUGUUUUUCUAUAAGCGUACAAUUUCCGAAAUUAAUAACGAAUCAUUUGCACUACAUAUGUAUGUAUCCAUGGAGCAGUGUUCAUAUUUUAGUGAAACAUAAUAAUUGAAAAAAGCAGUCGUGUUUUGAACGUCAGCCUCUUUUAUUUGCGCUGUUAUCACUGCUGAAAGACAUAAAAAAAAUAUAUUAAAAUUUUUAAAUUACCUUGUUUUUUUAAAACAA